Molecule: messenger RNA, 660 nt
Organism: Emiliania huxleyi CCMP1516
Lineage: Eukaryota; Haptophyta; Isochrysidales; Noelaerhabdaceae
Exons: 5
Coding region: 1-660 (219 amino acids)
Biological process (GO): ribosome biogenesis
Cellular component (GO): nucleolus
Source: RefSeq, a predicted model, not a curated record
AUGCUGCGCGCCGCUCUGCGUGGCGACGAGGUCGAGAGUGUCGCCAAGGAGAGCGGCGCCAAGGGGCCGAGGAAGGGGGAGGAGGGGCGCGGGGACGGCGGCGCCGCUAGCGACGUGUCGCGCCGACUCGCGGUGCAAGCGCUGACGGCGCUGCUGACGAACGGCCAGCUCCGGUUCGAGCUCAUCGACGCGGCGGCCUUCCUCCGCGCCGCGGGCGCGCCUUGCGCCCACGUGAGCUUGCGCUCUCCGCCGGCGACGCUGCCGUCAGCCGCCACGUUUGGCGCCGCCUGCUUCCUGGCGUCCUCGCGCAAAGUGAAACGCGGCGCGCUCGUGCACACGGCGGCGCCGCUCUACUUCUCCGCUCCGAUGGGCCUCGAUUGCGCGCGGCACGCGCGGCGGCUGCUCGAGGAGACUGCGGCGCACAAGCGCUCUCUCGUGCGGUACGGCGCAUACGCGCUGUCGGACGUGGUGGCGCUGCUCCGCUACCGGCCACUCGGCGCGGCGGCUCAGGCCGAGCUGAUGCCGGGCGUGUACUCGCUGAUCGGCAUGUGCACGCAGGUGGAGCUGCAGGAGCUGCACGCCAACUCGGACCCCGUCGGGAAGCGCAUCCUGGCCGACCUGCUCGAGGGGUACCAGACGUCGCACAAGUACCGCGGGUGA